GAUUAAGAAGGGAGGUUACUCUAAAAACUAAUGAUGAAAUUCAACUUGGUGUUGCAAAAUAACAGGAUUUGUUAAAAGUUUUAACUCUUAAGGUGGAACACAGGUAUGAGUCGACUAGAAUCGAGAUUGCUUUAAAGAAAACUGUUGUAGAAAUGGAACUUGCUAUCGCUGGUAUUAUGUUGAUUUCAUAUGCUAUAAAAGUCAGGUUAAAGAGUAACAGCUAUAAAACAAUCAUAAGACAAUUAAUAAGAGAAGAAGAUUUACUCAGAGAGAAACUCAUAUUGGAAGAUGACAAGAUAUUUCAGGAAAUCAAAGAAAAUAAGGAUGGUACUUAUUACAUUGGCGGUGUUGAUGUUUCAUUCCAAGAUGAUGGAAAAGCAUGUAUUGCUUUGGCUGUAUUAACAUUUCCUGAAUUAGAGGUUGUCUACACCAAAUAUAAACACUUUGAUAACCUACUGGAAUAUAUCCCAAGUUUCCUUGCCUUCCGUGAAGGUCCUUGUGUUAAGAGUCUUUUCAAUGAUAUGAAAAAAGAAAACCUGCCCUUUUUUCCACACGUUCUUAUGAUUGAUGGAAAUGGUAUUCUACAUCCAAGAGAUCUUGGUUUAGCUUGCCAUGUUGGAAUAGACUUGGAUAUACCCAGUAUUGGUGUUGCUAAAUCUCUUUUUUAUUGCCAUGGAAUUCAGAAGGAUAGCAGUUUCUAUGAAAAGGUACAGAAUAUGAAAGAUGGUGGAGAUAGUUUUCCUUUAGUUCGAGAACUUGACAACAAAACUAUUGCUUAUGCUCUCAAAAGUACGAAAGAUUCCAAGAAACCCAUUUAUAUAUCCCAAGGUUAUAAGGUAUCUCUAUCAACUGCAGUAUGGCUCGUGAAGCAAUGUUGUAAGUACAGGAUACCUGAACCAGUUCGUAUGGCUGACCAGUAUUCCAGGAAAAUUAUCAGAGAAUCACAGACUUCAUAAUGAACUGAAAUGUUCUGAAAUAUCAAUGUUUGCUACAAUAAUAUUUUUAAAA
Messenger RNA from Octopus sinensis (East Asian common octopus), 1008 nucleotides. RefSeq names its product endonuclease V-like. Gene Ontology annotation, cellular component: cytoplasm; nucleolus. The record is from RefSeq and is a predicted model, not a curated record. The transcript has 9 exons. Gene Ontology annotation, biological process: DNA repair. NCBI's taxonomy places the organism in Eukaryota, Metazoa, Mollusca, Cephalopoda, Octopoda, Octopodidae. The coding region runs from base 153 to 956 and encodes 267 amino acids. Gene Ontology annotation, molecular function: single-stranded RNA binding; RNA endonuclease activity producing 5'-phosphomonoesters, hydrolytic mechanism.